AUGAAUCCUGAGAGAAAGAACAUCCAUAAUUACAAGUUUGUGGAACCUCAGUUGGCUGUAUUGAGAGGACUUGGGGCACGUUUAGAUCUGGGACACAAAGAUGACUUCAAGGAAGCUUGUGGUAACUUUUUGGGCAUUCUGAACACUGAAGUCAACAUCACUGUUGUGCACACUCUGGUGCAAUUCUAUGAUCCACCACUGAUAUGCUUUACUUUCCAAGAUUACCAGUUGGCGCCUACUUUGGAAGAGUACUCACAUAUUCUGGGUAUUAAGAUCAAGAACCAGGUGUCCUACGUUCGCACUAAGGAACUUCCUAAAUAUCAAGACCUUGCUGAAGCUCUACACAUGGGAAAGAAGGAAAUAGAACUGAACCUGAAGCCCAGGGGUGGAAUCCAUGGCUUCAACUCUAAGUUUCUAGUGGACAAAGCUAUUGCAUUCGCCGAAGCUGGGAGUUGGAUGACCUUCAACGCCAAUCUAGCUUUACUUAUCUAUGGGGGCGUAUUGUUUCCAAAUAUGGAGGAAUUCGUAGACUUGGCUACUAUUCAUAUCUUCCUGACUCAUAAUCCUAUUCCUACUCUUCUCGCUGAUACUUACUACUCCAUCCAUGUGAGGACUCAGAAGAAGAAAGAGACUAUCGUUUCCUGUACCCCUUUGUUGUAUAGAUGGUUUAUUUUGCAUCUACCCAGCAAAGGCCCUUUUGUUGAGAACAAGGAAAACUUGAAGUGGUCCCAACAGAUCAUGUCCUUAAAAGCUGAAGAUAUUCCUUGGUAUUCUCGAGUUUACGAUGGUAUCAAGCUCAUCCUCAACUGUGGGGAUUUUCCUAAUGUACCUCUUCUUGGGGUCGAAGAGCCAAAGUUGAUCAAGAAUAUUGUCAAGGCUUGGGGAUCGAUUCGUCUUCAAGGAAGAGCAGAGAUAGGUAAAAAGAAUUGUAUCGCUAUGGAAUCUUACACUAGUUGGGUCAAGAGUAGAGAUAGUGAGAUUUUGUUGUCAUUCCCGCCCGAACCGUCCAUGAACGUCCAGCCUCUCGAGCCAAAGAACCAUCCAAAUCCCGAAGUCGGUGAAUUGAAGAAUGUUAUCAAGACCCUAGAGAAAGAGAAUGUUGAUCUCAAAUCUAGGCUUGGUAAGAUCUCUUUUGAGAAAGAAACCUUGACGUUCAAUCUGAAUCAGAAGAGAGACCGAGUUCGUCAAGCAGAUGACAAGGUACAGAUAGAGGUUUUCAAAAGACUCAAAGUGGGUGACACCCUCAAAGGGACUUACGCUAGCCUGACAACCAAAAAGAAGCAAUUAGCCGAAGCUCAAUACAGAGCCAGCAAAGCGGAAAUUGAACACAUGGAACAAACCAAGAAACUCCAAAGUCUGUUAGAAGCUUGUAAGAAAGAGUUGAAGGAUGAGAAAAGCCGCACCAAAUAG
This is a messenger RNA of Lathyrus oleraceus (garden pea), 1410 nucleotides long. RefSeq lists its product as uncharacterized. Bases 1 to 1410 code for a protein of 469 amino acids. The record is from RefSeq and is a predicted model, not a curated record. The transcript has 2 exons. Lineage: Eukaryota; Viridiplantae; Streptophyta; Magnoliopsida; Fabales; Fabaceae.